Artibeus jamaicensis (Jamaican fruit-eating bat) is the source of this 831-nucleotide messenger RNA. RefSeq names its product G protein-coupled receptor 32 (gene GPR32). NCBI's taxonomy places the organism in Eukaryota, Metazoa, Chordata, Mammalia, Chiroptera, Phyllostomidae. Gene Ontology annotation, biological process: phospholipase C-activating G protein-coupled receptor signaling pathway; positive regulation of cytosolic calcium ion concentration; inflammatory response. Gene Ontology annotation, cellular component: plasma membrane. The record is from RefSeq and is a predicted model, not a curated record. Gene Ontology annotation, molecular function: N-formyl peptide receptor activity; complement receptor activity.
AUGCAAAAGACGAACCUCACCUCUGCUCCCAAAUGCCAACCUGCGGAGGCGCAGCGUCUCCGCAUGCUGACCACAGCCACCCUGUCUGUGUCCUUCGGGGUCGGCGUGGUGGACAAGGGGCUGGCGCUCCGGAUGCUGACUGCCUUCCGCUUGUCCCACAUUGCCACUACCACGUGGUUCUUCCACUUGGCCCUCGCCGACUUUGCAGUCCUGGUGUCCCUGCUUGUCUCCAUCUAGAGCCUGGCCAGCGACCAGUGGCCUCUUGAGGACUUAGCCUGCAAGCUGUACAUGCCCUUCACCUUCUUCACCAGCAUCUGCCUCCUCAUCCUCAUCUCUGCGGACUGUUGUACACCCGUCCUGUACCCGAGCUGGGUCCGACGCCCCCGCACCGUGCAGCGAGCGAGCUGGCUGGCUGUCUGGGCGUGGCUCCUGGCUGCCAGCGUUUCCUCUCCGGAUUCCAGGCCACUGAGGAACCGCAGGGGUAGGUUGCUGCUGGUGUUGGUGAGCGCCUUCUUCACCUUGCAGUUCCUGUUUAACGUGGCACUCUUGGUCCACUUGGGGAUGUGGAACCCUCAUGACCCCAAAAUGCUGCUUGUCCUCUGGGCUACCUUCUCCUUAGGCUGCCUCUACAGCUACCUCAACCCUUUCUUCUAUGGCCUCCUCUACGUCUUUGUUGGCAGAGAUUUCCAAAAAAAGUUUUUCCAGUCCCUGCCUUCUGCCCUGGCUGGGGCAUUUGGUGGGGAGGGGUUUCUCAUUCACUUUGCUCCCAAGGAGAAGUGUCCAGGGGAUGAUGGAGACAUUCAGGUGGAAGCGGAAAAUCCUCCUGCGUAG